Maylandia zebra (zebra mbuna) is the source of this 3729-nucleotide messenger RNA. It is a transcript of the gene eeig1a, whose product is annotated as estrogen-induced osteoclastogenesis regulator 1a. The record is from RefSeq and is a predicted model, not a curated record. Lineage: Eukaryota; Metazoa; Chordata; Actinopteri; Cichliformes; Cichlidae.
CGUCAGCUUGAUGCUGCUAGCUGUAGGUUCCUCCUCUCCGUACUCAAAAGAGAAAAGCAAGCUGAAAUGUCUUUUUUCGUCAUUCCGUGUUGUUGAACCGCGGCUGGUGAAAGCCAGAGGACCCAAAAUGUCCCCAGAUAUCUGCGGUGAAUCACGUCCUGAACAAGAGUUCUAAUGAAAACACACUGAAAACACCAAGUCGGCACGUUUACUUUAGCACAGCCUUGUUUUUUACCGUUUACCGUGUUUUCCCCCGUUAUUUUUGAUAGCUUUGAGAGUCUUUUAAACUAUGGCGUUCUUCGUGAAAAAGAAGAAAUUCAAGUUUCAGACCCAUCUUACCCUGGAGGAGCUCACCGCGGUGCCUUUUGUCAACGGCGUCCUCUUCUGCAAGCUCCGGCUGCUGGAUGGAGAUUUUGUCGCUACUUCUUCCAGAGAGGAGGUUCACAAUCACUGUGUGCGCUGGAGGAAGAGGUUUACCUUUGUGUCCAAAAUGAGCGCCAACCCCCACACUGGAGUUCUGGACCCGUCUGUCUGCAGGGUGUCAGUCAGGAAGGAACUCAAAGGAGGAAAGGCGUACACUAAGCUGGGCUUCACAGACCUCAACAUGGCGGAGUUCGCAGGUUCGGGCUCCACCGUGCGCUGCUGUCUGCUGGAGGGAUAUGACACGAAGAACACACGGCAGGACAACUCCAUACUGAAGGUGAUCAUUGGGAUGACCCUCCUGUCAGGAGAUCCGUGCUUUAAAACACCUCAAAGCACAGCAAAGUCCAUCUCCAUCCCAGGACAGGAGCACACCCUGCAGCUGGACUGCAAGGGGGAGGGCACUGCUGAGCCUGGACCGCCGGGAGGGGUUUCCCUGGGCCGAGGCUCCAAACAUCGGCCUUCCAUCAUCAGCUCAGGACUCCUGGAGGAAUCUGAGGUGAAUCCGUCGGUUCCCGCAGAAGCUUUCCAGUCUGGUCACUCUCGUAACUCCAGCUAUGCCAGCCAGCACAGCAAAAUCUCAGGAUACAGCACGGAGCACUCCUGUUCCUCCAGCCUGUCGGACCUCACGCAUCGCAGAAAUACCUCGACAGGAAGCAGCACCUCCGGGGGCUUGUGCUUCACGGUUGACACCCCCCCAGAUGGGGACAAGGACGCUGGACGUCCGGAGAGACCCCCUCGACCCCCACGACCAGUUUUACCCCCAAAUAGGCCUCCGAGGAGGAAGCAGGACUCGGUGGAGAGUCACCCCUCCUGGGUGAACGACACUCGCAUGGAUGCCGACGACAUCGUGGAGAAAAUCGUCCAAAGCCAGAACUUUGCAGACAUCAGCCACACUGAAGACAGCAACCUGCGCCUGUUCGUCAGCAGAGACGGAACCACGGCGCUCAGCGGCAUCAGGCUUGGAAAUAGGGUGCCUGCUGGUGGCUACGAGCCCGUGGUGAUCGAGAGCCAUUAAACCGAGCAGCAGGAGAGGCGACACGUGGACCAGCACGUGCAUCAGCUUGACUUUUUUUUUUUUUUUUUUCCUGGAGCUUCAGCUGGUCUGACGCCGUGAGAGGAAAACCUCAUCAGUGUGCACUUUAUGUGAAGUUUGUGGCAGCGCUCGUGCUGCGCUCCGUUAAGCUGUUUCUGUGACGUUUAAAAGGCGGCAAAAAUGCACAAAAACGUUUCUCCUGAGCUGCUGCUGUGACACAGUAACAGCAGGUUUUAUAGAUUAAAAAAUAUUUCAAGCAUUGAGCUGAUUAUUAAGCUUUGUAAUAAAUAUACACUAAUCCAACGUGUUUUUAGCUUCAGAGCUGCCAAAAUUCCUUUAAAAUGCACGUUUAAGAUGGCAGUAAUCGAUUGAACACUAACUGGAUGCAGUACGUACUGAAAACUUUCAUGUACUACAUGCAUGAAAAUACGUACUGCUGCCUUUAAAUACCUCUCAGAUCGCAGUAAGAAGGGCAGGGAAGGGCGCCUUUGUUAAAAAAGAAUUAUGGAAAGGUUUCCAUCUCCAGAAGUCCUCAUCUGAGGCUCAGCAGCCAAGCAGGAUAACUCUCUGCGCAUAAAUGAUUAAAAAGUGCCCAAUUCUGAAGCAUCUGAUCUCCCAUUGAAGGCACCAAAUCAACACUGAAUGUGAUCCAGAUGUUUAAAAAAAAAACAACACUGAGCAGAAACUUUUUGUUUUAGUUUGAAGUCGUCUCCUGUUGAUCAGGGAAAUCACUACAACCACUCUGUGCCUGUAAAGUUUCUCUUAAAUGACCCUAAAGCACGAUGAAAACUGUUAAGUCCGAGUGCUGGUGAAGAGAGAACUGUUUGUUUGUUUGUUUGUUUGUUUGUUUGUUUGUUUGUUUGUUUGAGGGGUUACUCACUUCAGCAUGCUUAAGUUUCAAGCUGCACUUUUGCUCACUCACAUCGACGAUCAGUUAGUUAAUUCUCUCCUCAGAAAAACACUAGCUCCAUGCAGUAAACUAGCGAUGGCCUUUUGCUGCGAAAGCCUCUGUCGCCCCCUGGUGGAGGGACAGGGCUUUGCAGGGUGCUUUGUUUAACAGCAGAUCAGCAGAGUUUCUGUGUUGCCAACCAGCGGGCUGGUUUAAGCUUCUUUUAAAGAAAGGUUUCAGCUGCUCUACAAAGUUUUCCACCUCAGGAUGGAAAAUAGAUUUCUAUCCUAAAGAAAGAGUCUUAAAAUCUUAUUUUUCUUUUGUAAAACAAUCAAAAAAGCUGAUAAUGCUGUGAAUUACAUAAAAGUUGUGCCUUGUAUGUUUACUAAACUCAUGGCUGAGUUAAAACAGGUCAUUUUGCUGAAGAAUAAAAUAUAUUUUUCUUUAUUAAAUGUGUAAAAAUAUAAUGGAAAUACAUAGAUUUCUCAUAGAUAACCAGCCUGGAGAAAUUCAGACAGUGAUAAAGGAUCUUAUCUUUUCAGUGUUGUGCUCUUUUAUAUACAUUUUAACCAGUUUCUUUAAGAGAGCUUUCAGUUACUCAAAAGUAAAAUAGAUUUUUGUUUAUCUGAUUAACAGGAAUGUGAAAAAACAUUUUUUUUGUGUGAAGAAGAGCAGGACAGUUAAACCGGCCUUUUUUGUUUGUUUGUUUGUUUGUUUGUUGUCUUUAAAUAAUUUGUUCGCCCCUUAUUGUAUUUUAAAGAUUAGAGACUCAACAGUUUUAGAUUAAAUUACUGAUAAGAAAUCAUUUUUAGUGUUUAGGUUUGGAGUUUGUAAAGGCGUCCUGAUGGGCUCUGAGAAGCUGUUUAGAGACGCCGUAGCUGCAGAGGUUUAAGAAUUUAUAGUAAAAUGAAACCGAGAAAAACAACAAAUUGCUCUCCAUGUUUACUAUUUUAAAAGGUAAGAUUUUAAGACUCUUUAUCAGUGAACUUGUUAUCUUUUUUCCUGUUCUGCUUCACAUUAUGCUCAUUAUAGAUUUUAUUAUAGUUUAUUAAUCACACAGUUAGUUAUUCUCACAUUUGGGGAUGAACCACUUUAGUCAGAGUUUAGGGUCACCAGAGCCUCUUGAUUUAGUUUAAAGCCUUUAUUUAUAUGGUUUUGGUUCUGUUUGGAGGUUUGUCAUAAGCUAUGCACACAACUCGCCUCCCUGUGCUUUUGUUUUUUUCUUUUAGCAAAUUCUUCUAUUAUAACGAAACUAGUGUAACCUAAAUUUGUAGAGAUUGAGUUGGAAAUUUAUUUCCAAACACACAAUAGUUACAAUGAUUCUUUAUUUUUUUUGUAUAUUUCUUUUAAAAGAUGACUUCUAAACAAUAAAAAGCUAACCCGA